Molecule: messenger RNA, 1254 nt
Organism: Vigna angularis (adzuki bean)
Lineage: Eukaryota; Viridiplantae; Streptophyta; Magnoliopsida; Fabales; Fabaceae
Exons: 2
Coding region: 1-1254 (417 amino acids)
Biological process (GO): DNA integration
Molecular function (GO): nucleic acid binding
Source: RefSeq, a predicted model, not a curated record
AUGCGAUACUUCCAUCGCGCAAAGGAGUUGGCAAGGGGGUUCGACCAGAUCGACAUCCAGCACAUCCCGAGGAAAGAAAAUACCCGGACGGAUAUGUUAUCCAAACUCAGCUCAGGAAAAGAAAAGGGGCAACUAACGACUAUCGUACGGCAAAUGCUGUUUCAACCUUCAAUCGACUGUCUGGCGGUAUCUACCGAGGAGGAAGACUGGCGAUCCAAAAUCAGAGAAAUAAUGUCUCGGCAGGACGACGGACGGCCCGUCAAACCCAGCGAAGCAAAAAGGAUUGCACGAUACCUACUGGUGGGAGACAACUUGUACAGGAGGGGGUUCUCCAUCCCCCUUCUUAAGUGCCUUGGGAAGGAAGAAGCGCGCUAUGUCAUGGAUGAACUCCACAAUGGCAUCUGUGGUUUUCACACAGGAUGGCGGGCUCUAAAGGCCCGAGUAACAAGAGUAAGGUACUAUUGGCCGACCAUGGAAGCAGAUACGAAGACGUUCGUCCAAAGAUGCCUCAGCUGCCAAGCGCACGCCAAUAACACUCACCUGCACCCUCACCCUUUGCAUACAAUCGUGUCGCCAUGGCCGUUCGCCCAAUGGGGAAUGGACAUCGUAGGGCCGUUCCCCAUAGGCCGGGCCCAGAAGAAGUUCCUCCUGGUAGCCGUGGACUACUUCACUAAGUGGGUGGAGGCCGAACCCCUCGCGACCAUAACGGUCGCCCAGGUCCAAGAAUUCUGUUGGAGGCUGUGGCGAUUGGGAGAAAGAAAGGGGGUGUGGGUCGACGAGCUACCCGAAGUCCCGUGGGCUUAUCGAUGCACGCCUCACGGGACAACCGGGGAGACUCCCUUUAACUUGACAUAUGGCACUGAUGCCAUGUUGCCGGUUGAACUGGGGGAGCCAUCGUUACGACGGCAGAUCGAAGACCUACAGCUGAAUGGCCAGGAGCUAAGGAUUGAGCUGGAUUCUCUGGACGAGCGUCGAGACCGGGCGACUUUAAGAGCCGAAGCAUGCAAGCGCAUGGUUAAAAGAAAAUACAACUCUAAGGUGCGGCCGAGGAGCUUUCAGGAAGGCGAAUUGGUAUGGAGGAAGGCUGGAGAAGCUCGCCGAGUGGCCAUGCACGACAAGUUGGCAGCAAAAUGGGAUGGACCUUUCCGGGUGAUCGAAGCACUCGGAAAUGGAGCGUAUAGACUACAAAACGCGGACGGACGACCUAUUCCAAACACUUGGAACGCUACGCACUUGAAAUUUUAUUUCAGUUGA